GAGAGAGAGAGAGAGAGAGAGAGACUCAUUCACCGCGUCUCUCCCCUCUGAUCGUGAAUACGAGUUUCUAGUUGUUACGUUAAUCUCACCCCACCCUGGAACGCUUAUUUUGUUGCGUCUACAGACUAGACCCCUCGGUCAUCCGUCGACGGACGGAGGUAGUGUGAAUGCGCCCUGGCCUGAAUACGCGCGGACCAUGGACCUCUAAAGACCGUUUGGAAUGCGCCCGGACCGUUUUGAGUACACCAUCCGGGUCCUUUCAGUGCACUGCUUUCCCCCCGAUCGUAAUUGGAACGCCCUAAUCAAACUAAGUAUAUCUGUUUGUGUUGCAAUGGCCAUGAGACAUACCAUUGACCGCCAGCAUCCCAGCUACAAAGAGGGGAAACGUAAAUUGCUUGAAAGUAAACAAGACCACCUUAUAGCUGAAGCUGAGAGAGCCGUUGAGGAGAGGAAACGUGCGCGUUCUGGUGGAGGACCUCCAUGUGGCUCCACUAGUGACGGUGCAAGACGAGGCAAGCCGAGGGGGAGGCGUGGAGGGCGACGCGGAGGGCGACGCAAAGCCUCAGCCACAGGACGUUAUGACUUGCAUCAGCCACUGUAUGUAUGUCAGACGUGCCAGCAGCAGAGGACCCCUGACAUGAAGCACUUCCUUCAGAGUGGAUAUUGGCCAGCCUCUCUCAAUACUUCCACGUUGUACACGUUGGACCUCUUGAGCUCCUUUCAGGAACUGAAAGUAAUCUCUCCGGGAUUCUCCAGACAGGCCUUCGCAAAGCUCCUGGAGCAUCGCACCAAGUGUGGAGGACGAUCUGGACAUAUCAAAGGCGACACCCUGCAGCGCAGCUUCUUGGAGUUUUCAUAUGCUUCGUUUGAGAAGGACCAACUCUGCUGUGGUGCUGUUUUCACCUGCACAGCCUGCACACCAGAAAUGUUGGCUGUUUCAGUAGAUGGAAACAGAAAGUUAUAUCGCUUUCGCCGAAAUGGAAGUUCUGGUGACCAUGCCUUUUUUGAAGGUUUAUUUGUGGCUGAAGACAGUGCAGUGUCUGGAUUUGUGGACAUGAUCCAGAAAGCUGUGAAAAAGACACAGGGAAGAGGCACGUGUGGGGACUCCCAAUGGACAGCAGCACGGGAGACAUCAAGAAGGGCAUCCAAAUUGGAUGAAGAGGGCAUGGAGGUUGCUGUGUGUCGCCAUGGUUUCCUUCUUAAAGCCCUUAAUAUGUACAGGGGAGAAAUAUUUGCCUACCCCAUGUACCUUCAAAAGGAGCUGAUGCCAGCCAAGGCACAAUUCUUUGCCAUGGAUGUGGCUUGCAAAUACUGGCCAUACCUGGAGAAAGUUGCCAGUGUCCUUCCUGCUCUCCAGGAGCUGACCACCAUGAAACCUUUCCUCAGCGUCAUGCAUGCUCGAGCUCAUGCUACCAAGUGUGAGAUUAAAUGGAGUGGUAGGAACCAGGAAGGAGCAGGGACAACCGCCGGUGAAGAGGUGGAACAAGUUAACAGCUACCUCUCUCGUUGUGCCCUUACGACAAAAUAUAUGUCGAAAGCAGCCCGGUUGGACAUGCUCACAUUGCAUGCAAUGUUGUGGAACCAGAAGAAAGGGGAUUCCUUACACCAGGCACUUUUUUUGUCCUUUGUUUUUAUCAUUUGAGCUGUUGUUAAUCCU
This is a messenger RNA of Gadus morhua (Atlantic cod), 1657 nucleotides long. RefSeq lists its product as uncharacterized. The coding region runs from base 221 to 1642 and encodes 473 amino acids. The transcript has 9 exons. Lineage: Eukaryota; Metazoa; Chordata; Actinopteri; Gadiformes; Gadidae. The record is from RefSeq and is a predicted model, not a curated record.